AAAGGAAGAAGAGUCCACCUUGCGACCGUAUCCGCUAGCGCGGCCUGGGAUGCGCUUGGGCUCCCUGGUGAAAAAGCAAAAUAUAAAAUUCGAUUCAAACUGUGAUUACAUCUAUGGAAAAUACAGCCUUUGCCGACCACCCUCUUUGUCCCGCCGCCCUCCGUGCUCCCCUCUGUUUUGUGUACGGAGUUUCUUACUUUGUACAAGUCCGCAGCCGCUUAUGUUACAGCCCCGAGGCCAGAUGCGUUUAAAAUCGAGGAGUUCUCGGAGUUUGGAAAGUUCGUUCCCACAUGCAGGGCAGCACAAGGAGAAUGGGCGUCAUGACUGAUGUCCACCGGCGCUUCCUCCAGUUGCUGAUGACCCAUGGCGUGCUAGAGGAAUGGGACGUGAAGCGCUUGCAGACGCACUGCUACAAGGUCCAUGACCGCAAUGCCACCGUAGAUAAGUUGGAGGACUUCAUCAACAACAUUAACAGUGUCUUGGAGUCCUUGUAUAUUGAGAUAAAGAGAGGAGUCACGGAAGAUGAUGGGAGACCCAUUUAUGCGUUGGUGAAUCUUGCUACAACUUCAAUUUCCAAAAUGGCUACGGAUUUUGCAGAGAAUGAACUGGAUUUGUUUAGAAAGGCUCUGGAACUGAUUAUUGACUCAGAAACCGGCUUUGCGUCUUCCACAAACAUAUUGAACCUGGUUGAUCAACUUAAAGGCAAGAAGAUGAGGAAGAAGGAAGCGGAGCAGGUGCUGCAGAAGUUUGUUCAAAACAAGUGGCUGAUUGAGAAGGAAGGGGAGUUCACCCUGCACGGCCGGGCCAUCCUGGAGAUGGAGCAAUACAUCCGGGAGACGUACCCCGACGCGGUGAAGAUCUGCAAUAUCUGUCACAGCCUCCUCAUCCAGGGUCAAAGCUGCGAAACCUGUGGGAUCAGGAUGCACUUACCCUGCGUGGCCAAGUACUUCCAGUCGAAUGCUGAACCGCGCUGCCCCCACUGCAACGACUACUGGCCCCACGAGAUCCCAAAAGUCUUCGACCCUGAGAAGGAGAGGGAGUCUGGUGUCUUGAAAUCGAACAAAAAGUCCCUGCGGUCCAGGCAGCAUUAGCCAUCGUGCCCUGCUGAGGGGCUGGCUGCCUUGAGUGGCCUGAUCGCCACAGCCCUUCUUGGAAGAAAGGCGUCCGUGUUUCAGGUUCCACGCGAGUCACCUCUUUCGUCUUAAUGUUCACCGUCCACAGCUUUGGAAUAAACCAUCCUGGGAAGUUGCUGCA
Molecule: messenger RNA, 1254 nt
Organism: Homo sapiens (human)
Lineage: Eukaryota; Metazoa; Chordata; Mammalia; Primates; Hominidae
Gene: NSMCE1
Product: NSE1 component of SMC5/6 complex
Exons: 9
Coding region: 291-1091 (266 amino acids)
Biological process (GO): DNA repair
Cellular component (GO): chromosome, telomeric region; chromosome, centromeric region; mitotic spindle pole
Molecular function (GO): ubiquitin protein ligase activity
Source: RefSeq, a predicted model, not a curated record